CCCACGUUUUGUCUGUGUCGCUCCCUCACCUCUCCUCUCCUAUACAGACAAGUCAGCCAAUGCAUCAGCCUGCAGCCCAUCCGGCUUCCACUCGCACUCUCCAGCUGCCUCCCCUCCUCGCUUCUCUCCGCCGGAUCGUCCCUCCUUUUUCCUCCCCCGCCUGCUUUCCUCCCCUUCUCCGUCCCUGUCACCCGUGCCUCGUCCUCCUCAUCCUCAAGCCACCAUGGUGAACAGAUAACCGCCCGGCCGUCGCGACGCCAUGGGUGCCUGCUUCUGCAAAGGCCACAAAGAGCUCCACCGUACCAUGACAGCACGGCAGGACCAGGCCGACCGCGUACCGCCAUCCUCUGUGAAGAAUGGCCAGAAUCCAACCAAUGGCAGUGUGUCGGAUAAAAGCGAUGGCUAUGAUAUCGGCGAGCUUGCUACCUCCUCUUUGAUUGGUCUGGUGGCCACGAUAAAGGAGCGCAUCACCAAGCCCACGGCGAUGGCACAGGGACGAGUGGCUCACCUGAUCGAGUGGAAGGGCUGGGGUGGAGGAGGCGAGGCCACAGGAAGCGGGGUCGGCUGGAGCGCGGCCCGGGGGCGCUGCGGCGGGGGGUGGGGGGGGACGGCGCUGCACGAGGACGAGCAAUUCUACUCCCAGAUGACGGACGAAAUCAAGGAAGCUCGCUUCGCUGCAGGAGUAGCAGAGCAGUUCGCCCUGGCCGAGGCGUCCAUGAACGUGUGGUCCCUGAAUGACGGCCUACAGCAGCCGUCCUCCAGCUUACAAGCUGCACAGAACCACUUCUUGUCCCAGUUCCUGCUGGAUGGCGGCAGCCUCAGCGUUCCUCACCACCUGUACAGCAUCCACGCACAGACGUAUGGUGAAAACAGGGCGGCCAACCUGGUCUGUCCGCCGGUGGCCCACAGCAUUUCCCCCACGUCCAGCGCCCAGCGGGACGGAGGUCGUCCCCUCGAGGACGGAAGCGCUGCGCCCGCGGAGGCUGCUGUGCGACACGUAGACAGCAGCUCUCUGUCCGAGGAUGAUGUUUUUUAUAACUAGGCUCGCCGGCGAUCUCGGCGGUAAUCUCUGAAAGGAGCGCUGCUGAGGGGACUUACACGGCCGAUCCAAAACAUAAAGGGGGGACGUUUGUGAGGUUUGGCCGGCCGAGGGUGGCUUCAGCCACUCGUCCUCUGUUACAAACACUCCAAAUUGUAUUUUCUUCCCCAUGUUGAGGCUUGUGCUUUUGUGAAUGUACAUAAUUCCAUUGGUAAUUGAUUUUUUUUAUUUUUAUUUGUCCUUGAAUAAAAAGCAGCCCGAGUAAAGAAAACAAAAAGAAAGGAA
This is a messenger RNA of Gasterosteus aculeatus aculeatus (three-spined stickleback), 1324 nucleotides long. RefSeq names its product family with sequence similarity 131 member C (gene fam131c). NCBI's taxonomy places the organism in Eukaryota, Metazoa, Chordata, Actinopteri, Perciformes, Gasterosteidae. The record is from RefSeq and is a predicted model, not a curated record.